This is a messenger RNA of Brassica oleracea var. oleracea, 474 nucleotides long. Its product is annotated as bifunctional dethiobiotin synthetase/7,8-diamino-pelargonic acid aminotransferase, mitochondrial-like. Gene Ontology annotation, cellular component: mitochondrion. The record is from RefSeq and is a predicted model, not a curated record. Lineage: Eukaryota; Viridiplantae; Streptophyta; Magnoliopsida; Brassicales; Brassicaceae. Gene Ontology annotation, molecular function: S-adenosyl-L-methionine:8-amino-7-oxononanoate transaminase activity; dethiobiotin synthase activity; pyridoxal phosphate binding. Gene Ontology annotation, biological process: biotin biosynthetic process. The coding region runs from base 1 to 348 and encodes 115 amino acids. The transcript is spliced from 4 exons.
AUGGCUUACACUGCUGCUAGGUUCGGGCAUGUUAUGUUCCCUGAGAAUGUAUAUGAACCUGCCUUGAAAUGUGCUGAGCUCUUGAUAGAUGGAGUGGGAAAAGGCUGGGCUUCUCGAGUGUACUUCUCAGAUAAUGGAUCCACAGCUAUCGAAAUUGCCCUGAAGAUGGCGUUUCGUAAGUUUUGUGUUGAUCAUGAGACCCUAUUGGAAUUUUCUGAGGGUAGAGAUGAGAAAAAACAUAUUGUGGUUAAGGUCCUAGCUCUUAGGGGGUCUUACCAUGGGGAUACUUUAGGAGCAAUGGAAGCACAAGCACCAUCACCUUACACAGGCUUCCUCCAGCAGCCGUGAUAUACUGGAAAAGGUCUGUUUCUGAAUCCUCCUACUGAUAUCCUCUUCAAUGGAGCUUGGAAUCUCUCUCUCCCUGAAUUUUUUGCUGAAAUAGCCCCAGAAGAAUAUGGAAGUAAAUAUCAUAAU